Contarinia nasturtii (swede midge) is the source of this 1922-nucleotide messenger RNA. RefSeq names its product coagulation factor X-like. Lineage: Eukaryota; Metazoa; Arthropoda; Insecta; Diptera; Cecidomyiidae. The transcript has 17 exons. Gene Ontology annotation, biological process: proteolysis. Bases 164 to 1879 code for a protein of 571 amino acids. Gene Ontology annotation, molecular function: serine-type endopeptidase activity; protein binding. The record is from RefSeq and is a predicted model, not a curated record.
AUUUCGUUUGAUUUGUUGUCAAAAAAAACUGAAUAACAAUAUUAGAUUUUGAAAACAACAUUUCGAGCAUUAAGUUUAGAGAAUUUGAGCAAACAAGUUGUGAACUACUCCAAAGGCCAGAUCAAAAUAAAAAAAAUUCAAAGUAUACCAGUAAAUACCAAUAAUGAGACGACAAUACGGAAAAAAGUCGGGAACGAGAAAAAGCAACGUAAAAACGCAAGGACGGAAUCACCUCGGACGACCUGCGAAAAUGAAGGCAAUUGAUAAAAUUGCUGAAUAUUACCGUGAAUAUUAUCAAGAUGAAAUCAGAGAGGAAAAUAUUGCCAAAUCUAAAUUAAACGGCACAUCUGUUGCAACGGCUGAUUCACAACAUUUCGACAAUAUGGAUCCAAAAACAUUACAUCCCGUUUCCAACGAUAGCGCACUUAUUCAUCGCCAACGACGCUGUCUUUACUUCUGUCAUUUUCGCCGCAUUCAUCAUGUAACGAAGUUAAGCAGUCUCGACGAAGAUUUAUUCGAUGCGGCAGCCGAAGGUUCAGAAAUCAGAAUAUGGAAAUACAUUCGACGAGGAGCCAAUGUUAAUUAUGUAAACGCAAAUAACGAAAGUCCAUUAAUCGCCGCUGCGCACAGUGGUGACGUAGAUGCUGUGGAUCUAUUGAUAUCGAAUGGAGCGAAUGUUAAUCAUAGAAACGCUAACGGUGACACCAGUUUAACGACUGCAGUAUAUUUUGGCCAUAGACGAGUCGUUGAAACAUUGUUAAAAAACGGUGCAAUUGUUAACUGUCAAAAUUUUCAUGGUGAAACCGGUCUUCAUUUGGCUGCAAGGAGAGGUAACAGAAAAAUUGCCGAUUUGUUACGAACGUAUGGUGCCAAUAUAAAUGUUCGUAACCACGAGGGAAAAACGCCGUUGGAAGUAGCUGUGGAAAAUGGUCAAAGAAAGGUCAUUGAAGUUUUAAAUAGAUUUGGUGAUGAAAUUCACGAUGAAUCGUCUGUUAAUGAAAUUAACUCAACCGCCGUUCCAACAGAAUCUCCAGUCAUUGUACCUGCUCCGCAUGAAGCCUUAAAAAAUGCUUGCGAUUCAUAUGUGAAAUUUGCACAACGUAUACCGAUUUUGGAACCUCGCAUUUUGGGUGGUGAAGAAGCGAAAGCCGACGAAUUCCCAUGGAUGGCUGCAUUGGGUCAUUUGAACUCAAAACUCAAGGUCGAAUUCAAUUGUGGUGGCACGCUUAUCUCGGACAGAUUUGUGUUGACAGCAGCACAUUGCGUGAAAGCGUCAUUGAAACUGGUGUUGGUUCGAUUUGGAAAGUUAAAACUGACUGAAGACGAUGGACUUGAGGCUGUCGAUCGACUUAUUGAGGAGGUGAUAUCACAUCCCGAUUAUUCACCACGAACCAAAUCAUCUGACCUGGCGUUGAUUCGUGUGGAGAAAAUUGACUUCACCAGACACGUAAUUCCGGCAUGUUUACAAACCGACACACAUGACAUGCAUCCGGAUGUCAAACUGUUUGUGACCGGCUGGGGUACAACAUCUUCAAUACGAACCAAAAAGGCGUCAACUCUACUGAAAACGCAAUUAAUGUCAAUGCCCCUCUCCGAAUGCAGCACCAUGAUUAUGAAUCAUAAUCAACGGCCAAUUUAUUCGAGCUUUAAGAACCUUACGGUCGGUCAUUAUUGUGCGUUUGAUCCAAGUGCCCGAAAUGAUAGUUGCCAGGGUGACAGCGGGGGGCCACUUCAGGUCUUUCCAUCAAAUUCAACCAUAUCAACGGUUGUGGGCAUCGUGUCAUUUGGCAUUAGUUGUGGCACAGCACUACCGGGCGUUUAUACAAGAGUCUCUCACUAUUUAGAGUGGAUCGAGUCAUAUGUUUGGUUAAAUGCAUAACUUUCAUUGAAAUAUUGUUAGUUUUUAUAUUUUUUUGGACGUA